AUGUCAGACGCUAGCCUGGAUGACGUCUGCAAGGGACCCCACUCGGGUUGGUGGGGCAAACUCGGGGAAUGCAUUUCACAGUUCAUAACGCUGCUCAGGGAUGGCAGCAUAGAACAGCCGGGCUUGACCGAUGAGUUUCGUGCAAUCCGUCGAAGUACCUCUUCACGCAUUCGCCUGCUGCAUUUUAUCAUCGUGACUUUGGCAGUCACCGUGCUCGCAAUCUUUCUUCCCGCCUACAUCUUCAUGAAUGUGGAACCUGGCUGGUCAUACAUCGACGCGGUUUACUUUUGUUUUGUCUCCCUCACAACUAUCGGUCUGGGUGAUCUGGUGCCCAGUUCGCAGAGCUGGGACGGGUCCAUGGCGCCCACGGUGGUGCAAUCCAUCUACCAUUGCGUCGUCAUUGGUGAGUUGCCUGCUGGAGUGCCUUUUUGCGUGUACGGUAAAUAUUUUUGUAUUGCGUCCCCAGCAGGGGGAGGGGCGGGGAUUGUGCGUCCGACCCAAUAA
This is a messenger RNA of Dibothriocephalus latus, 504 nucleotides long. NCBI's taxonomy places the organism in Eukaryota, Metazoa, Platyhelminthes, Cestoda, Diphyllobothriidea, Diphyllobothriidae. The record is from the annotation of a GenBank genome assembly.